AUGCCAUUUAAUCGAGGUUAUGAGGAGACUAGAGAAAACAGCAAGGUAUUUCAAGAAUUUGGGUACCUUUGGGUUCUGGUUCCAGUUGUUGUAACGGGGAAGGUGACAGCACCCUUUACAUUCUAUGCAACUGCGGCUGGUAUUGCUGCUGCUUUUAUCUCAGUCUUCUGGUCAUUUGGUUACAUCCGUCUCUCUGAAAGGCUUAGAAGAACAUCAAAAGAACCUGCUAAGGCUCCUCCACGCGCUGAUGUUGUUAAGAGCCUGAAAAAUGGCAUUGUGCUUAAUAUUCUUGGGAUGGGCGCUGCUGUUCUCGGCAUGCAAGCUACUGUUGGUGCUUUGGUAGCAAAAGCUCUCACAACCUCUGCAGUACCCUAUUAUGCUGCUGCUCCUGGCCAAAGUCCUGUUUUGGCUUUAGAUGUUUUCCUAGUUCAGGCUUCAGCGAACACCAUCCUGUCGCAUUUCAUUGGGCUGGCGAGCACCCUGGAGCUGCUGCGCUCGGUGUCACUGCCUCCAGCGGAAGCUGCCCCUGCCCCUGCCCCGGCCCCUGCACGGGCCUGA
Miscanthus lutarioriparius is the source of this 558-nucleotide messenger RNA. NCBI's taxonomy places the organism in Eukaryota, Viridiplantae, Streptophyta, Magnoliopsida, Poales, Poaceae. The record is from the annotation of a GenBank genome assembly.